Molecule: messenger RNA, 2746 nt
Organism: Oncorhynchus kisutch (coho salmon)
Lineage: Eukaryota; Metazoa; Chordata; Actinopteri; Salmoniformes; Salmonidae
Gene: rhoh
Product: ras homolog family member H
Exons: 4
Coding region: 815-1396 (193 amino acids)
Biological process (GO): small GTPase-mediated signal transduction
Molecular function (GO): GTP binding; GTPase activity
Source: RefSeq, a predicted model, not a curated record
UGCUGUUAGUGAGAUGAGAGAGAGAGAGAGCGCAUCUCAUUUCGCUCUCCGUUUUUUAUACCGAUAGUAGUAAGCUGUGUAAGUGACGCAUAUAAACGUGUAUAAGUAGUUCUGUGCAUAUAUAAUAAUUAGGCUAUUUACUUUCGCUUUAAGCAGUAUUUAUAAAGUAGCCUAAUGUAUAUACCGUUAAAAAAAAGUUACUUUUUUACCGAGGCACCAAACCGUCUCCGAGUCCCUAAAAAAUGCUUUGAGCUGUUGCGCAACAUCCGCCCGUUGCCAUCAUGAAGACAGGCUGCGAGGUCGACGUCUGACAACACGGUGACCACAACCCCCUGAUCCUAACCCUCCUCUACUUCAGGACUACAACGUCUCCCUAAAGAAUACAACCCCCACAGAGAGUAUCACAGAGAAGGUGACCACAACCCCCUGAUCCUAACCCUCCUCUACUUCAGGACUACAACGUCUCCCUAAAGAAUACAACCCCCACAGAGAGUAUCACAGAGAAGGUGACCACAACCCCCUGAUCCUAACCCUCCUCUACUUCAGGACUACAACGUCUCCCUAAAGAACUACAACCCCCACAGAGAGUAUCACAGAGAAGGUGACCACAACCCCCUGAUCCUAACCCUCCUCUACUUCAGGACUACAACGUCUCCCUAAAGAACUACAACCCCCACAGAGAGUAUCACAGAGAAGGUGACAACCAUCACUAUGGACGUCACAACCCCCUGAUCUCAACCCUCCUCUGCUUCAGGACUACAACUCAACGUCUCCCUAAAGGACUACAACCCCCAGGGUUCCGAGCGGAGCAGACAUGAACGCGGAGACCCAGGUGAAGUGUGUGCUGGUGGGGGACAGUGCUGUCGGGAAGACGGCCCUCCUGGUUCGCUUCACCUCAGAGACCUUCCCUGAGUGUUACAAACCAACUGUGUAUGAGAACACUGGAGUGGAGGUCUUCAUGGACGGGGCUCCGAUCAACCUGGGUUUGUGGGACACGGCAGGAAAUGACACGUUCAGACAAAUCCGUCCGAUGUCCUAUCAGCAGGCGGAUGUGGUCCUGAUCUGCUACUCCGUGGCCAACGCCGCUUCCCUCGCCAGCGUCAAGCACAAGUGGCUGGUAGAGGUGCGUGACAACCUUCCCCGUGUCCCGGUGCUGGUGGUGGCCACCCAGACCGACCAGCGUGACUCCGGGCCUCACAGCGCCUCCUGCUCCUCCGCCGCCGAGGGCAAACGCCUCGCUCAGGACAUACGGGCCAAGGGAUACCUGGAGUGCUCGUCGCUAAGCAACCGCGGCGUGCAGCAAGUGUUCGAGUGUGCGGUGAGGACAGCGGUGAACCAGGCCAGGAAACGAACGCGCCCGCGGAUGUUUGAUAUCAACAGCUGCGUGGUGUUUUGACCUCUGAAUCUCUGAACCUUUGGGGGGGGGGGGGGGGCUAGGUUGGGGUGGUGCUGGGAGGAUACUGAAGUCUCUAACUACUGCUCUGGGAUCAGGUCUCGGGGCCAGUGGCGACUCAGACUUGGACUCAUCACCAGGGACUUGAGACUGGUGGGUUAGUGACUCGACUACAUCACUGUGUCUGACUUGAACUGUUCGAGGUCCUGUCUGACCCCAGGACCUGUGGUUUUGGGGGAACUGAGGUCCUGUCUGACCCCAGGACCUGUGGUUUUGGGGGAACUGAGGUCCUGUCUGACCCCAGGACCUGUGGUUUUGGGGGAACUGAGGUCCUGUCUGACCCCAGGACCUGUGGUUUUGGGGGAACUGAGGUCCUGUCUGACCCCAGGACCUGUGGUUUUGGGGGAACUGAGGUCCUGUCUGACCCCAGGACCUGUGGUUUUGGGGGAACUGAGGUCCUGUCUGACCCCAGGACCUGUGGUUUUGGGGGAACUGAGGUCCUGUCUGACCCCAGGACCUGUGGUUUUGGGGGAACUGAGGUCCUGUCUGACCCCAGGACCUGUGAUUUUGGGGGAACUGAGGUCCUGUCUGACCCCAGGACCUGUGGUUUUGGGGGAACUGAGGUCCUGUCUGACCCCAGGACCUGUGGUUUUGGGGGAACUGAGGUCCUGUCUGACCCCAGGACCUGUGGUUUUGGGGGAACUGAGGUCCUGUCUGACCCCAGGACCUGUGGUUUUGGGGGAACUGAGGUCCUGUCUGACCCCAGGACCUGUGGUUUUGGGGGAACUCUUGUUUAACUGUUGUUGUAAAACUACAAAAGAACAAACAAAACAGGAUCAUUCCUGGAGGAGCAGAGAGAGAGAGAGAGACGAGUGGUUAGUGAAGCAGUUUAAAUACCCUGAGCCCAGGUGGCUCCAAUCACUAACGACCCUCCGCCUGCAAGAGGAACCGCCCCUGUCGUGACAUUAUCCCUGACAAGUUGUUUUUUUUGUUUGAAUUCUUAUUUCAGUUCACAAUAGAAGAAAACAAUACAAGUCGGCAGGGUAGCCUGGUGGUUAGAGUGUUGGACUAGUAACCGAAAGGUUGCAAGUUCAAAUCCCCGAGCUGACAAGGUACAAAAUCUGUCGUUCUGCCCCUGAACAGGCAGUUAACCCACUGUUCCUAGGCCGUCAUUGAAAAUAAGAAUUUGUUCUUAACUGACUUGUCUGGUUAAAUAAAGGUUAAAAAUAUAUUUUAAAAAGUCUAUAACAACUAUUUCUCCGUCUAUAGAUGUUAAAAGUUAUCCUUUUGUAAAGGUAUUCUAGCUCAGGCUUGUCUGUUUCCUUGGUUAAAUAAAUGUUGCCCAACAACUUA